Epinephelus moara (kelp grouper) is the source of this 4283-nucleotide messenger RNA. RefSeq names its product ubiquitin specific peptidase like 1 (gene uspl1). The record is from RefSeq and is a predicted model, not a curated record. Gene Ontology annotation, cellular component: Cajal body. Gene Ontology annotation, molecular function: SUMO binding. NCBI's taxonomy places the organism in Eukaryota, Metazoa, Chordata, Actinopteri, Perciformes, Serranidae. The transcript is spliced from 9 exons. Gene Ontology annotation, biological process: Cajal body organization; protein desumoylation. The coding region runs from base 179 to 3748 and encodes 1189 amino acids.
ACGAGCGCCGGCGAGCGGAAGAAGAACGUUGGUAACACGAAACGGCGAAUGGAUUCACAUGGAGCCACUCUGCAGAAAAGGAGUAACAAAUACAGCUCUGUUGGAUGGAUUUCGACAGCCAGGAUCAUAAUUUAAAAUCUAAUUUAAAUUUAAUGUCGGUGAACCACGUUGCAGCGACAUGGUAAUAUUUUUUGAAUGGUACCGGACAGCUAUGGAACAGAAGAGCAGCAGCGGUUUGCCAAUGACUGGUGAAGACACUGGUUUGGGUGCUUUGGCCUCGCCACUGGUGGGGUAUUUGGGAAAAGUUCAGGAAAGAGCUGCUUCCCUGGAGUAUUGUCCCUGGUGUACUUCAAAGGGUUUGACCUAUGCUCUGCGCUCUUACCGCAUCAACCUCCAGGAGUCCAUCACCCUCUGCACAAACCCACAGUGCCUUUUCCCUCUGGUCAGCCGGUCUUUGGAGGAUAUUUUGGCUAGCUUGGAUCCUGUGGAGCCCACUGUUGGGAAGAAAAGAAAACAUGCCUUGGCACUGGAAGAGGAAGACUUGAUUACACCGGUAUUCAAACGCCCCGCACACAAACGCCUGCAGUCAUGUGAACUUGACGGUCUUGGUUCACAAAGUAAUACGGACACAUUAAUCGGCCAAGCAGAGCACGGUGCUGUAAACGUCAGUAAUGGCCAACUUGCAGCACUCAAGGCAGAUGAUGAAAAGGUAAAUGGAUACGCAGAGGCAACAGGACAGGAGUCACUACAAGAUGAGGAUGAUGUUCUGGACAAGGAGUUAGAGAAUGCCUCUUGUACAAAUGGUUUUGCUCCUCCUACAUGCUUGACACCACUUGGGCCCCUGCAGUGCUCACCAGAAGCCUUGCUGACUGCGGAUGGGGAUGAACCUGUGCUCUCUCCUCUCCAGGGUGCUCCUGGUACAUUAAAGGCAGAGGAUGACUUCAGGAAUCUGAAAAGUCAUCCCGAGGUGCUGAGCAGAUGCUGCAGUUUGGACCCCAAUCAUUCCUUUCCCACAAAUGAGGACAUUUAUUCAACUGCAGUUAAUACUCCAUCACCUCAGCGCAAUCAGCAGACAGCAAGGCCGGAACACAAAUCACUGACUGCAGACAUCACUGCGUCUAAGGACACGGGAGUCAUUAAGUCAGAAACUGAGGAUUUGUCCUCUACCACGAUAACAGAGUCAGAGAAGCUCGUGUCUGUUCCGAGUCAGCUUUUCUGGAGGAACAGCGACAACCUGUGUUGGCUGGACUCACUGCUUGUUGCUCUGGUGAACUGUAAGAGCUUGAGAAAGUGUAAACCUAAAGAUGAGCCUCAGCGGCCAUCUGUCUGGCAGCUGCUGAGAGGAUAUGAGGACGUUUGUGCUGCCAUCCAGGUCCAUCAGCAGACUGGCAAAGAUGGUGUUGUGAGGGUGCCAAAUCAUGUGCUCCAAAAAGCCAAUGCAGAUCUACAGAACCUCAGGAUGUCAAUCUUCAAACUACUUCAGCCCAAGCUGCAUUGCCAACUGGGUCAGAUGGAAACUCCUGUAUUUGCCAUGCCGCUUCUGCUAAAGAUGGACUCUUGGGUGGAGCCUCUCUUCCAGUCAACCUUUUCAUGGGAGUUCAACUGCAGCGGAUGCAAAACCACCACGAAAGAAAGGGUUAUGAACACUCUCCCCACCUUCACAAAAGUUUUGCCUGACUGGAGUCCACUUGAUGCAGUCCACUUGGCCCCGUGCAAUGUGUGCUGCAAGCAGAAUCAGAGGAGGACUAUGAUGCUGGAGAAUGUGCCUCCGGUGUUUGAGCUGCACUUUGUAGAGGGGCUUCCACACAACGAUGUCAGAACCUACACCUUCACCUUCAAGGGGAAACGCUACUCAGUCACCACUGUCAUACAGUACAACCAACAACUCAAGCACUUUGUCACCUGGAUUUGUAAUCCUGAUGGAUCAUGGCUGGAAUAUGACGACUUGAAACAUCCAGACUGUCAGACCCAUCAGAAGCUCCCGGUCCCUGCUCAGGAGAUACAUGUCGUCUUCUGGGAGGUGGAGGAAUAUAAAGAGCCUCGUGCCUGUUCUCCCUCCAGCACAUUUGCUGAAGCUCCCACAUCCAAAAAUGAAACAAACCCCAGUCUGGGUAAUGAAGGCUUAACAGCAGAUGAACUGUUGGAUCACACCUCAGAUCACUGUCUACUCAUGUCUCACAAUGACACCGACAUCAUCUGUGCACUUUCACCAUCUGAAGACAACAUGGACACAACUGUCAGAGCAGCUGUUGACACAUCGAUAGGCUCCACAACGCUGCUCGACACCUUCGAGGGCCUUUCCCAUGAUGACAUCAUCACACUCACACUGGUGGAAAUAAAUCCCGAUUCAGAGAUGCAGCCUUUAAAUGAAAAAGAACAAACUGAGGAUUUGAGUGUUCCCAACGAGAAUGAAAUGACUGACUCUACACCAGAUAGCUCCUCCGCUGUAAUAGGGAGUGAAAUGUCUCACUGCCCUGUUGAUGAGCUCCCCUCCACCUCCUCUUUAUCAGAUUCUGGGGAUGGCUCGUCCAGUGAUCCUACGUUUGUGCCUGGUGGCACGAGGGGACAAAGGAAGGGAAGACGAGCUGGCAGAGGCAAAACAGUCAGCAGACAAACGGGUAAAAGGAAAGCAGCGCCAAAAGCAGCAGCAGCACAUAUUUCACCACCUGCAUCUUCAGAGCCCUCCAAAGCAGUCGGUAGUGAAACUGAAACUGCUGCUGCUACUGCUGCUGAGGAUAACCCACCGCCUGUUGAAACUACACAGCAAGUAUCCCCCGUCUCCUCCACAGAUACCUCACCCGUCGCCACUGCUCAGAAAACUCUCACAAUGCCCUAUCAGAAAUCAAGCUGGUCCUUCCUGCUCAGCAAACACCCACUAAACCCACUUCACAAGUCGAUUGCUAAACUUGCCACCACCGACACACCUACCUCUGCCACCACAGUAAAGCCCACGCCUCCCACUCACUCUACGCCCAACCCCGUGAGAAGACAGCAGACAUCUGCAGGACUCUUCCCUAAACCAAAACUCAGGACAGAGGAGGACGGAGGUCUCCCGCUUAAAGCUGCAGAAAUGUACAGAGGAUUCGGUACAAAGAGCUCAAACACCCCGAGUCCGCUCCCAUCUCCUUCACUUCUCAAUGGCAGAUCAAAGCUGGUUCAGCCCUCACCUUCUAACCACCAUAAACCCCUCACAAACACUACAGUGGUGCCUGGUACACCGCUUCCUGUGCCUGGAGCGAAGUGGCUACCUGAAAUAUCCUCCUCAAAGAAACACCGCAGCCACUCCUCAAAGAUUCCUCCAGGUCUCAGCGAAACAGAAGUCCUCAGGUACAAGCUGAUGAAGAAACUGAGGGCAAAGAAGAAGAAGCUCGCUGAGCUCAAUCAAAUGUUGGGUCAUCAGGGGGGAGCCCAUCUCCGACCGGACAGCACCGCCCUGGGCUCCCCUAACUCCGUCACCUCCAGCACUUACGAUAGCUCUGUCUGCGAUGACAUCCUCUCGGACCUGCUCUCUCCGGCAACGACGGCCAGCAACCUUUCACCAGACAGCACAGGCUUCCUUGAGAUGAUCGCCAAUGGGCAAGAUGGAGCAGAGCAGUUGGACUGUGGAGUCAGUGCAGUUGGUGCAGUGUCACAGACGAAUGUGCACAACACUGAAAACUUCCUGGAGGAGUAUCUCUCGCAGGCUGUGGCGCAGAGACCGACGGAGAUGGAGACAGAGGCACUCAGUGCACUUGAACUUUUCAUGUGAGCUGUGGGGGGGGGGGGGGUGCGCAAUCUCCAAUCACAAAUAUCAUGAACCAUACCUUCUAUGAGUUAGAAUCAUGACAGAAAUUAUAUGAAAUUGACUGUACACCUCAUCUGUCACUCAGACAUGUCCUGAGCAGCCUUUCCCACAUGAAGAUAUAGUUUAUGGUUAUUGAAUCUCUGUGUAGCUGUUACUAAUUUCGAUGAAUUAAUGAAGGUUAUAUGAUUGUUUAGUAUUAUUUAUGUGGAACAUUUGGAAACCCUAAAAUUCUUUUGUGUAAGUUUGGCACUUAGUUGUGUAUAUUUUGUAUGUAAAUGGGCUGUAUGUUUACAGCCAGCGCUGUUUGUUUGCUCUGUUUUGUUGUUUUGAAAAACUACUUGAACAUUCUCAUGGAAUCUAAUUUUUUAAAAUGUCAUUUAAUAAAUACUUUAGGUGACUCUAGUGUCUGUUGCACAAAUUGUAGAAAAUGUGUGCAGUUUUGUUUCAGCUUUCUCAGUGAGAGAAUAAAAUAUUUAUAUUUUCUGUUUUUCGAAAGUCA